Molecule: messenger RNA, 531 nt
Organism: Syzygium oleosum
Lineage: Eukaryota; Viridiplantae; Streptophyta; Magnoliopsida; Myrtales; Myrtaceae
Exons: 1
Coding region: 1-531 (176 amino acids)
Source: RefSeq, a predicted model, not a curated record
AUGGAAAUGGAAAUGAGAAUCGCCAAAUGCACAAGUUGGUGGAGCGAGUUCUUGAAACUUAAGCCAUCAAAGUUCGACGGGAAAGGUGAUCCCGAGGCCGCUCACUGGGUUGAGGAAUUGGAAAAGGCCUUUGCACUUAAAGGGUGCACGGAGGAGGAAAAGGUGACUUUGGGCGUGUAUCAACUUCAAGAUAAUGCUAAUGAUUGGUGGAAGGCCACUCGAGAAAGAAUUUUCCCAGUGGGCACUGUGCCGAAUUGGACCGGCUUCGUCGAUGCCUUUAAUGGAAAGUACUUUUCUGAGAGUGCUCAAGAACAGAAGAUGGCAGAAUUCUUACGGCUUCGCCAGAAUCAAAUGAUGGUGGAUCAGUAUGAGGCGGAAUUUGCUAGGUUAUCGAAGUUUGCACCGAGGAUGGUCGAGAAUCCUUUGGAUAAGGCAAGAAGGUUUCGAGAUGGUUUAAAGCCGGAACUUCGCACCGAUCGAUACCCCCGAACCUUAGGGAUUACAACGAGCUUUAUGAGCGGGCUCAGAUGA